Messenger RNA from Sorex araneus (European shrew), 2516 nucleotides. It is a transcript of the gene TMEM150A, whose product is annotated as transmembrane protein 150A. Lineage: Eukaryota; Metazoa; Chordata; Mammalia; Eulipotyphla; Soricidae. Gene Ontology annotation, biological process: protein localization to plasma membrane. The coding region runs from base 525 to 1340 and encodes 271 amino acids. The record is from RefSeq and is a predicted model, not a curated record. The transcript is spliced from 8 exons.
GUCGCGGGUCCCGGCCGCAAAAUGUGCCCGGCUGCGGAGGGACGCUCCCGCCACCCCGCGUCCCGGGCGGGCGGGGGUGGAGCUAGGAGUCCCUGCAGCCCGCCGCGCCCACCGCGGGCACGGGCAUCUCGCGGGCUCCCGGCCGCUGCCCUCCGCGCCCAGGUUCCGAAGUUGGAGCACCGCCCCCGUUUCCACCGUGACGCGGCCGCGGGGGCUCGGGAGUUGUAGUCUCGGGCAGGGCCGGGGCGCCGGGGCUCGGAGCGCGCGGACUCCACGUCCCGGCGGGCGGCGCGGCGGCCAGGGGCGCCGGGGGCGGGGCCGCCCGGCCCUUUAAACCUUUCUGGGCUGCGGGCGGAGACAGCGCCACGAGGGGGCCGAGCUGGGCGCGGCGAGGGCCGCUCUGAGGAGGCCAGGGCAGCUGAUGGUUUUGGCGAAGUUCCUUAAGGUAGCUCGGCCCGACCCCUCAUCCCCACCUACCUCUCGCCCUCUCCCCCACUCUACCAUCAUCCUGGCCCCCCUCCCUCAUGACCGCCUGGAUCCUCCUUCCUGUCAGCUUGUCGGCAUUCUCCAUCACGGGCCUAUGGACUGUGUAUGCCAUGGCCGUGAUGAACCGCCACGUGUGCCCCGUGGAGAACUGGUCCUACAACGAGUCCUGCUCUCCUGACCCCACUGAGCAAGGGGGCCCCAAGACCUGCUGUACCCUGGAUGAUGUGCCCCUCAUCAGCAAGUGUGGCACAUAUCCCCCUGAGAGUUGCCUCUUCAGCCUCAUUGGCAACGUGGGUGCUUUCAUGGUGGCCUUGAUCUGCCUCCUGCGCUACGGGCAGCUCUUGGAGCAGGGCCGGCACUCCUGGCUCAAUACGACGACGCUCAUCACAGGCUGCACCAACACCGCGGGCCUGGUGGUAGUGGGGAACUUCCAGGUGGAUCACGCCAAGUCUCUGCAUUACGUUGGAACCGGAGUGGCCUUCUCCGCCGGGCUGCUCUUCAUCUGCCUGCACUGUGCCCUCUCUUACCACGGAGCCACCGCGCCCCAGGACCUGGCCCUGGCCUACCUCCGAAUCGUGCUUGCGGUCAUCGCCUUUGUCACCCUGGUCCUCAGUUCCGUCUUCUUCUUCCACGAGAGUUCUCUGCUGCAGCACGGCGCGGCCCUGUGUGAGUGGGUGUUUGUCAUUGACAUCCUGGUGUUCUACGGCACCUUCAGCUACGAGUUCGGGGCAGUGUCCUCAGAGACACUGGUCACGGCGCUGCACCCAGCCCCAACCAGGGCCUGCAAGUCCUCUGGGAGCAGCAGCACCUCCACUCACCUCAACUGUGCCCCCGAGAACAUCGCCAUGAUCUGAGGUCGGGGAGGGUGGCAGGCCCAGCCUCCACAGCUCCCCAGCCUUCCCUUCUCUGCAUUUCUUUUGUACCAAAAAUAACCUUGAUGGACUAUUUCAUUGGGCUCUCUAGGCUCCCUUGGUCCUAGCAGCCUGCACAUACCCACCAGUGCCAUGGAGGAGCGGGCCCUGGCAUCUGCCCAGGCUGCACACAGUCCGCUCCCUGACCAGUGUUUUCUGGGUUAAGGAUAACCUCUUCUCACUCACCCAGCCAGUCCUUCCGGUGCCUUUGACUCCCUGGUGGCAAAGCCAGACCACUAGGGUUUCCUGCUGCAGUAAAUGGGGCCUGGGAACAGCCAGAUGGAUAGAACAAGGUGAAGGGCUGAGCAUGCCUUAGUCUCUCGAGACGUCACAGAGCUGCGAGGGGAUGGUGCCCCACUGCCCCUUUCUUUAGGGUAAAUAACACAACAGAACCACAUGGGUAUUUUAGUACCUUUUUUUUUUAUAUCUAUUAAAAAGAAUUCUAAUUUGCAUGCUUGUAGUCUGUUCUGGAGCGUCAGAGACAGCCUCAUCCAGCAGAGCUUACUCCAGGCCAAAGACGGGAGGGAGCCCCUGGCCCAGGGAAAGACCCGAGUGGGCACACGCUUUUCAGACAGCUGCCAGGUGCACUCCAAGUUCCCUCAAGGACCUUUGACAAUCUAAAGAAAUGACCUGAUCUACUUAUUCCCCACUCAGAAUCUAGUUUGAACAACAAAGCUGGACAAGGGACUGGGGGUGGGGUAAGGUGGAAAGUGCAGAGAGCAAAUAUUUUAAAUGUUAGCAAUAAUUUCCUAAUGGAGCUAAAGCAAGCCCCUGGAAGGGGGGGGGAUGGUGGUGGUGAAUGACAGUACAGCAGGUAAGGCAGCUGCCUUGCAAGCAGCCAGCGUGGGUUCAAUUUCCAACACCCCAUAUGGUCCUCCUAGCCCCACCAGGAAUGAUCUAAGCACAGAGCAAGGAAAAAGCCUGAGCACUGAUAGAUGCAGCUCUCCCCCUCCACACACACACACCAAAAGAAAGCCCUUAGAGUUGACACAAAAUAGGGUUGGGCUGAGGCUGGUUUGCCCUAUCCUUAAUUCUGGUACCAGACCCAGACUUCUGGCACAUUAUGCUUUCCCACUGCACUAACAGGAUAAGCCUGGCUGGUUCUCGGACUCCACUGCU